CAGUGUAGUGCGGUGCGGAUUCAGCCCGCCAACGUCUGCCCUUAUUACUGCACAGAAUCGGGAUAAUCUUCACAAGGUGAAUCAUGUUGCCACUAAAAUUGGUGUUGUGCACAGUCUCUGUCCUUUGUGGCUCCGGUAUUUGUCUGGCGUACGUCGUUAAGCGGUCUGGAAAAGCGGAGUCUUCCGACGAGCCUCGUUCGCGUUCCUCAGGUCCUCAGUUGGACGUGCCCUGGGACAGCUCCUCAGGCUCCUGCAAAAACAGGUGCUUUGAGCUGCAGGAGGUGGAGCAGCCCAACUGCCGCUGUGACAACCUCUGCAAAACCUUCAACAGCUGCUGCUCUGACUUCGAUGAGCACUGCCUGAAGACGGAGGGGGGGUUCGAAUGUAGUAAGGAGCGGUGUGGGGAGAGCCGAAAUGACCGGCAUGCUUGCCACUGCUCUGACGACUGCCUGGCCAAAGGAGACUGCUGCACCAACUACAGGACUCUCUGCAAAGGUGACACACCCUGGUUGCAGGAAGAGUGUGAGGAGAUUAGGAGCCCUGAAUGUCCUGCUGGGUUUGUUCGUCCGCCGCUCAUUAUGCUAUCUGUUGAUGGCUUUCGUGCCUCUUACAUGAAGAGGGGAAACACAGUGAUCCCCAACAUUGAUAAACUGAGAACUUGUGGAACCCAUGCACCAUACAUGAGACCAGUCUACCCCACCAAAACAUACCCAAACCUGUACACCAUUGCAACGGGUCUUUACCCUGAAUCCCAUGGCAUUGUGGGUAACUCCAUGCAUGACCCCGUCUUUGAUGCAACGUUCACCCUUCGGGGGAAAGAGAAGCUCAACCAUCGCUGGUGGGGAGGACAACCCAUCUGGAUCACCUCUUUGAAGCAGGGUGUAAAGGCAGGUACCUUCUUCUGGCCUGUAAUGAUUCCACUGGAGAGGAGAGUGUUAACCAUGCUGCACUGGCUUCACCUCCCAGACACAGAAAGGCCAUAUGUUUAUGCCAUGCACUCAGAGCAGACAGACACCUAUGGUCACAAACUGGGACCCAACAGCUCUGAGCUCAACAGCCCUCUGAGAGAUGUCGAUAAGGUGGUGGGACAGAUCAUGGAUGGCUUGAAACAGAUGAAACUCCACAGAUGCGUUAAUAUCAUCAUGGUGGGAGACCAUGGCAUGGAAGAAGCCCACUGUGACCGCACAGAGUUCCUCAGCUCCUACAUGUCCAGCGUCGAUGACAUCAUCCUGAUCCCCGGUUCCCUCGGUAGAAUCCGAGCUCGGCAGCCCAACAACCCCAGAUAUGAUGCAAAAACAGUGGUGGCUAAUCUCACAUGCAAAAAGCCUGACCAGCACUUCAAGCCUUACCUGAAGAAGAACCUGCCCAAACGCCUUCACUAUGCCAACAAUCGCCGCAUUGAGGAGAUUCACUUGAUGGUGGAGAGAAAAUGGCACGUUGCCAGGAAGGCUCCUGAGGGGAGGCGGCAUCCGGGCAAGUGUGGUUUCUCGGGCGACCAUGGAUAUGACAACAAGAUCAACAGCAUGCAGACCAUCUUCCUUGGAUACGGGCCAAUGUUCAAAUUCAAGACGAAGAUACCACCAUUUGAGAGUAUCGAGCUGUAUAACAUCAUGUGUGACCUGCUGGGCCUGAAGCCAGCCCCAAACAACGGCACCCAUGGCAGCCUGAAUCACCUGUUGAAAAGUCCCAUCCACAAACCAAGCAUGCCCGAAGAGGUCUCCAAACCCACGCCCACCGCGCCUGUCAUAGCUGUCACGGAUGAGCUGGGAUGCACCUGUGAUGAAAAGUUGCGUUCAAAAAAUAGAAGGCAGAGGGCAAUGAAAGUGGCACUUGUAAGAGGCCAUAACCUGGAGUCAUUCUGGCUCUGUCUCUUACAGAACAAAGUGGAGGAGCUCAAUCAACGUCUGAGACAAGUUAUGGAUGACAGCAAGAAUCUUCCUUAUGGCCGGCCAGCAGUCUUGUACCGUACGAAGUACAGUAUUCUCCAUCACAGUGACUACAUCAGCGGCUACAGCGAGGUGCUCUCCAUGCCCAUCUGGACCUCCUUUACUGUCUCAAAACAGGUGGAAGUGGCAACCCUGUCUGAGGAUUUGAGUAACUGCUUGAAGCCUGAUGGCAGAGUGGCAUCAGCCCACAGCCAGUCCUGCACCAGCUACCGAGCUGACAAACAGCUCUCUUACGCUUUCCUCUAUCCACCCCAGUUGGGCUCCACUCAGGAAGUGAGAUAUGAUGCCCUGCUCAUCACCAACACCGUGCCGAUGUACCCGGCCUUUAAACGGUUGUGGGGAUAUUUCCAGAAGACUCUGGUGAAGAGGUAUGCAAGUGAGAGAAACGGACUCAAUGUGGUUGUCGGUCCCAUCUUUGACCAUGACUACGACGGCCUUCGAGACUCGGCCGAAAAGAUCAAACAGUUUUCCAGUGGAUCCAUGUAUGUCCCCACUCACUUCUUCAUUGUGGCGACAAGUUGUCUGGACUAUGCGCAGACAGUGGACUCGUGUGACGGCCCUCUGAGCGCCUUCGCCUUCAUCCUGCCACACCGAGCAGACAACGAUGAAAGCUGCAGUAGCGCGGAGGAUGAGUCCAAGUGGGUGGAGGAGCUGAUGAAGAUGCACACGGCGCGCGUGCGAGAUGUGGAGCUGCUGACGGGACUCGACUUCUACCGCCGUACCAUGCUGAGCUACGUCGAGAUCCUCUCGCUAAAGACAUACCUGCACACAUAUGAGAGUGAGAUCUGAACCACUAUCCUCUGCACUAGUCGGCCCAAGACCCUGCCCACGCCCGACAUCCUGGUCCUGCCCAACACACAGGUCCCACCCCACACCCAACACCCUGUCCCCAACCAACACCCCAUCCCACUGUGCUGCCCUGCUCCCUGAGAUAGUCAGGUGUAUAUUUUUAUAAGAGCUGUCAUAUUUAUUGUCUUUCAUGGUUAAUCUUUAAGUAUAACUUUUCAGCGAUUUCCCUCAGUGAAUUACAUGCUUGAUUGGGUCCCCUUUUAAUGAGUAAUGUAAUCUGAGUGUGCAAGUGUGUAGUUUUUUUCUUCUUCUUUUUUUCCCCCCUGAGUUAUGAGUGAGCGCUGUGUUUUAGUGAAUGCCAUUAGGCUUGAGAAAUUGGAGAGUGAGUGAGGAAAUCUGUAUUGUAUAUUAUAAUGGGGCUUUUAAUAUUGUUUUUCAACUUGUACCACUUGUGUGAUGCCUUAAAUGAAUUUUAUUACAUUAAACACUUUUAUACAUAAUUAGUCUACAUCCAAAUUGUUUUGCGGGAAAUAGCAACGCCUGGUGGUGAAUUGGCAAUUUAUCAAAUUAUGCAAUUCCAUCGCCAUGUGGGAACUAAUUAGACCCAUUUAUUUUUACCUCAUGGUAUUGUUUCUGAGUGUCCCCUUGCCCCUUGGGACUGAGUUAGUGGUUGAUAUCUUGCCCUAUGAUAUGGGACAACCUUUCAAAAACCCGCUAUGUAAUCAGUAAUCUUUGGUUUCAUACAUUAAUCAGUCAUCAAACAAAAAAAAAGAACACUGCUUUAUUAUCAAGCUUCUAGUGAUACACUGUAGGCAACCCUGCCAGUCUGCAUAAAAUUCAGCAACCUCGCUGCAGGAUUUUGUUACAUUUUAGGCAUCAUUUGCCUUCAAAGGGGGGAAUAUGACAUGAAAAUAUGUCAAAAUGUGGGACUGUCAUGCACAAAUCAGCAAAAACAGUGUAAAGUUACCUAGCAAGGUAGCUACCGAAACACCGGCAUACUACUAGCAAUUGGUUUUAUGCUUGUUAUGAAGUAAAGGACCAUAUUACAUUGAAAUUACAUUAAACUGAGAUAUUGCAAUGAUUAUCAUAAACCAUGUGACACAGAACUGGGAUUUAGGCACAUCAGUGCCAUGCAUUAUUCUUAUAAACAGGGAAGCUGAU
This is a messenger RNA of Electrophorus electricus (electric eel), 3896 nucleotides long. It is a transcript of the gene enpp2, whose product is annotated as ectonucleotide pyrophosphatase/phosphodiesterase 2. Gene Ontology annotation, molecular function: nucleic acid binding; alkylglycerophosphoethanolamine phosphodiesterase activity; polysaccharide binding. Gene Ontology annotation, biological process: phosphatidylcholine catabolic process; immune response. NCBI's taxonomy places the organism in Eukaryota, Metazoa, Chordata, Actinopteri, Gymnotiformes, Gymnotidae. The record is from RefSeq and is a predicted model, not a curated record.